AUGCCUCGGUCCAGCAAUGCAAAGCCUUCCAAAUCAGUCAGGAUAGAUCUACACAAAAAGGAAAUCAGCCUAAAGAAGACAUUAAAGCAGUCUGCCAAACAUAAGUUGUCAGGGAAGAUGAACUCUGGAAAAUUGAAGGAAUUAAUUCAAAGAAGAGAUGUUAAGAAAGAAACAGAAGACAAAACCUCCACACCCUCCAGAAGCCUUCUGACUAGAGCUGGGGCAGCCCGAAUGAAUGAGGAUAGCACCCAAGACCUUUUUCAGAAUCCAGAGUCCUUAACUUGCAAGGGGUUUACAAUGGCUCUCCGCAGGACCUCUCUUAGCAGGCGACUUUCCCAGUGCCCAGUAGUUACAUCCAAACCUAAGAAAGCGCCACCUUCUAAGAGUGUUUCAAAACCGCAGUGUAAUCCUAAUACCCAGGAUGACAAGGUGGAACGCUCAGAAAAUGAUUCAGUCCCCAGCCAAGACCCCAUCAUGUCCCCAGACACAGAGAACCUCAUUGAUGAAGAGAGCUUAUGUUUAGUUGAAGAUGAAAUCCAAGAGAUAACCCAGUCUUGGCCUCAAAGGGUAGAAGAGUCCCAAAGGUGUCCUUCCACAUAUGAGAGUCCUGCAACAGAUAUGCUUUCUGGGCCACCGGAAGGGACACUCUGUGAAGGACUGCUCUCUCCUCAGACAUCAGGUGAUGUCAACACGUCCCCUCAGGAUUGUGCUCCUUUGCCUCAAGGGUCAACUCCCGAAGUCACCCCUCAGAAAAACACUAGCAAUCAGGUUGAAGACUUGGGGUCACAAGUAGAGAGUCUUAAGCUGCCAGAGCCUUCUCCCAUUCCAAUAGGAAAUGGACAUAAUUGCUUUCCCACCUCCAGUUUUAAGAUGCUACCUGAGUUGGAUCUUAAAAACUGCAUGUCUCUUGAUGGGUCUAUAUAUCCCACAGCACUGAUAAAAUUCCUUUUGGCAGGCUCACAGCCAGAUAUCCUUGGUGCUAAACCCCAAGAAGAAGAAACUCUCAAAACUAACCCAGAUCAAGGUGGGUGCUGCCCAGAUCAGUUUCUGGAUGCCACCUCUGUCCUAGGACAAGCUUUCGGCACUUUCCCACCUCAGUGGGAGCUUCCUGGUGCUAACUUAGUUCCUGGUGAGGUCCUGGACAAGGUCUCAGACUCACCAGAUCUUGGUGCUAUUACUUUAGUAAACCAACAAGAAACUUUGAAUGUAGAUAUGGGUACUUCCUCAGACUUGCCUAUCUUCCUUCCUAACCCUUCAAAUACAGUUGCUACCUACAGUACUCUUCCUCCUGGGCCUGAGCCCCACAACUAUGCCUCCUGUGGGCUUGAGGUCCAAGGUGCUAUACCGAUUUUAACUUUGGACUCAGGAUUUGCUCCCCAACCCCCACCAAACUCCGAGUUAAGUUCAAUACCUCCAGUAAUAGCUACAAACAGUAUACAAGACAAGAAGCAGCUUUGUGCAAACCCUUCUCCAGCUAACACACAAGGGUUUACAAUUGCCUCGGAGAACGGGCUCCAGAAUGCUCCACUGGAUCUUACCCGGGGCUCUCAGACUGCUCCCAGCAAAUUGGAAGGAGGGAUGAUUUCUCAGGUCAACAUGCCCAGCUCAGCUGAUGUCAAAACCACAGGGAUGUCUACACCAGUGACACAGGCCAGUGCCUCUUCUCUUUCACAUAAACCUACAUCGCCGACUGUGGAGAAGAAGAAGCGCAAGCCCUGUGGGGUCUGUGAGCCCUGCCAGCAGAAGACCAACUGUGGUGAAUGUACCUACUGCAAGAACAGAAAGAAUAGCCACCAGAUCUGUAAGAAGAGGAAGUGUGAGGUGCUCAAAAAGAGGCCAGAUGCCACCUCAGGAGUACAGGUUACAAAAGAAAACAAGAGGCCCCAGAGGGAAACGAAGCCCAAAGUUUCAAAGAGAGACGAUAACAAAUCAGUAAAUGGCCCCAAGCCAGAGUCCAUGGCAUACAGCCAAUGUGGUCAUGGGGAAGAAGGGCACAGAUUGGAUUGGAUCGCACAUCCCCUUGAAAAUGUUGGGAAGAAUACUAAAAGCAUGACGGCAAUUGAGGUGGGGCAGUGGACGCCAACCAAGAGAGCCCACUUCUCGGGUCAAGUCAAGGGAGACCUCGAUGCAAAUUUAACCGAGGUUGUAAGUUCCCAGUCCUUUGAAGAGGACAGGCAAGAAACCAAACCUUCCCCUAUGUUUGCACAGACCAUGAGAAACGUCAUAAAAAAUGUGCACUGUUUACCUGCCGACACAAAUCUUCUAAUCAACAAAUUGGAUCUCCAGGAAAUCAGCAAGGUAUUGGGAAAUACCUCUAAAUUUCCGACUAACUCCGCAAACUGCAAGGAUGUCAUGAGCUCCAUCACUGCUGAUGGUUGUGAUCAACUAAAGGACACAAAUAACAUCUUCCUCUUCCAGAAGCCUGACUUGAACUGCCAAUCUGGUGUAAAUUCCACCAACUUCAAUCAUCCUACCACACACAGUGCUGCUAGUCAACCCCAAACCCCUGACAAGGUACAUAGUAAGGAACCUAAAGAGGACUCUCCAGUUCAGCCUAGUCUUUUAUCAAUAAUAAAAGACAGGAGAUUGACACUUGAACAAGUGGUAGCCAUCGAAGCCCUUACUCAGCUCUCAGAGGCUCCAUCAGAGAAUUCCUCACCAUCAAAGUCAGAGAAGGAUGAAAAGACAGAUCAGACAACAGCUAGUCUGCUUCAUAGUUGUAAGGCGCUCCUUAAUUAUGUGAGAAAAGACCUCCAGGACCCAAACUCACAAGGGAAGUGUCUUCAGCACCCAGACACUGUGGUCUUCAAUGGUCAGAUCACAACAAUCAAGUUGUUGGAUAGCUCAGCUACCAACCAAGAACUUGAAAACUCCUGUGGACAUGCCAAUACACUUAAAGAGGGUAGGAAAUGCAUUGCUGGAGGCAAAUUGACCAUUGUUAAAGAUGCACAUUAUACAGAAAUUGAAGAAGAUGUGGCAGCUCAAUUGACACAGCUUGCAUCCCACAUUAAUCUCACUACUGCAGAAAGUAAGAAUGCUGAAUGUCCACUGGGGAGCCUUGUUUCAAAGACUAUCCAGGAGAAGGGCAUAGUACAACAGAAACCACCUUCAGAUAUACUAACCAAACCUAGUAUACCGAUAGCAAAGCCAAAGAACAAGACCCGGAAAAAAGCAAAAACGACCCCCAAAACAGACAAGCCGAAAAAGGAACCGCUAGUCUCCCUUAGCUCUCAGGAAAAUGAUAAGCAAGAGCAGUUUGCAACCAAGUACAGUAAAAUGCAUGACAUUUGGAUGUCAUGCAAAUUUCAAAGAUUUGGCCAGUCUGGUCCACAUGAUGUUCCUCUUUUGCUGGGAAAUAUUCCUACCUUUGAGGAGAUAUUAACACCGGUGGUUCAUAGUAGAGACAUAUUAGGCUUGAAAAACAAUACCCUAUUUCCUCCUGUCAGUCAGAUACAAUUCAGAAGGUACUCUGAAUCAGCCAAGGAGGAAGUGAAAGUUGAGCCACAGGAGUCUCUACCAUCAUGCCAGUUCAAGACUGAAUCCAGCAGGCAGGUAUUUGCAGACCUGGCAGAUCGAGCUCAGGUAGAGCCCAGGGAGAACAUCAGUGAGAAAGCUCAGCCUCUGCCACAGCCUUCCCCUCCAUCUAACCAGUGUGCUAACAUGCCUGGUGCUGAUAAAACGCAGUUUCACUUAUGUGCUCAAGAGAACCUGGUGCAUCAGAUACCACCAUCGUUGCCUGGUACCUCUCCUGACACACCCUUUCCAGAGCUCUUGUCCAUCCUCAGCAAAGACAAUGUGACAAAUUCAAAUGGGAUUACACUUGGGAUGGCAAAGUGGGAACUACAAACACCGAGCAAUGGACCACUGGGGGACUCCAUCACACACAGUGCACAGACAGAUUUCAAUGAGACCAUCAGGAACUGCCUUAGGGAACCUGCGACAUUGCUGCUACCUGGAGCGAAUGAAGAGAAGGACUCUGUCUUGGAAGGGCCCCCCUGUGACUGUAAAGGUGAGUAUCAAACAGACAAAGGCCCAUAUUAUACACACCUGGGGGCAGGACCAAGUGUUGCUGCUAUCAGGGAGCUCAUGGAGACUAGGUACUGCGAAAAGGGAAAGGCAAUACGGAUUGAGAAGAUAGAGUACAUGGGGAAAGAGAGCAAGAGCUCAAGGGGCUGCCCAGUUGUCAAGACUGUACUUAGACAAAACAAUGAUGAUGAGAAGGUUCUCUGUUUGGCCCGGGAGCGUGUAGGCCACCACUGUCAGACAGCUGUGAUGGUUGUGGGCAUCGUUCUUUGGCAACCCAUCUCUCCACCAUUGGCUGACCAUCUGUACGAUGAGAUCACAGAUAACUUAAGAUCCUACAGCGGGCAUCCCACUGACCGAAGAUGUACCUUCAACGAAAAACGUACCUGUACCUGUCAAGGCCUCAAUCCAAGGACAUGUGGAGCAUCUUUCUCCUUUGGCUGUUCAUGGAGCAUGUAUUUAAACGGCUGUAAGUUUGGGAGAAGCCCAAACCCUAGAAAAUUCAAACUUGCUCCAAACUAUCCAUUAAAUGAGAAAAAGAUUGAAGGAAUUUUAAACAAAGUGGCUGACACUUUAGCUCCAAUUUAUAAGCAGAUGGCUCCAGUUGCUUAUCAAAAUCAGGUAAAAUAUGAAGAUGUUGCUGCAGACUGUCGACUUGGUACUAAGAAAGGCCGUCCUUUUUCUGGUGUCACCUGUUGCAUGGACUUCUGUGCCCAUUCUCACAAGGAUAAUCACAACAUGAUUAAUGGAAGCACUGUGGUUUUAACUUUGCUUCGAAAAGAUGCCCGAGACAGGAAUAAUCUCCAGGAUGAGCAGUUCCAUGUUCUUCCACUACACCGGCUUGCAGACACUGAUGAAUUUGGCUCCCGGGAGGGCAUGGAAGCUAAGAUCCGCUCAGGGGCCAUCGAAAUCAUUAAGCCAUCUGUGAAGAAGCUACUGCAUUUCAAUGAGCCUAUUCCUCGAUGUGGGAAGAGGAGGACCACAAUGAAGGAGCACAAUAAGAAUCCAGCUACAACACUUAAAAACUACUCAUCAGCCUGCUCUACUCCUCACCCAGUGAAAGCAGAAUCUGCAGACUUAUGUCCCCCAAAACCUUCUUACCUGGAAACUGCUACCUGUAUGUACAAUAGUGCAGCCUCAGGUGGGUUUCCAGAAACAAGUAGCAUUGUCCACUGCACAGUGCCUUCUGGAACACACGGUGGCGCUUAUGAAAAUGGUGAAUGUGCUGGGAUUGAACGGCCUGGUAAAGUGGCUCCUCUUCCUCACACAUCUCUUCCCAUAGCAGAUUCCCUUGUUGAUGCUGAGCCUGUCACUAGUCCAUCUGAGCACCCUCAGCUGCCCUUCCUCAGCUGUCCUCGUGAACUGGAGCACUGUGCAGCAGACGAGCCUCUCUCAGACGAUCUGUCCUCCGACGAGAUUAUCAUCACUCAGACUGAGUUCUUGUCAGACAGUGAGGAGAUCUACUAUGACCCUUGUUUUGGUGGGGUGGCGAUAGCACUUACUCAUGGCUCGGUGCUGAUUGAAUAUGCCCGGGGGGAACUUCAUGCUACCACCCCUCUGACAAUACCCAAUCGAAGUUAUCCUAUCCGCACAUCCCUUGUAUUAUACCAGCACAAAAACAUGAAUGUGCCCAACCAUGGUUUUGAUCUUUGCAGGAUUAAAUGUAAGCCCCGAGAUUUAAGAAAAAAAAAGCCCGUAGACCCGGAGGGUCCUGAUUUAUCCAUUGAAGCCAAUUUACUCCGCACAAUUCCUUCUCGUAUUGCAUCGACCUUAACCCACGACAAUGUUGUCACUGUAUCCCCUUACGCUUUCACUCACAUUGCAGGACCCUACAACCACUGGGUCUGA
Cricetulus griseus (Chinese hamster) is the source of this 5871-nucleotide messenger RNA. The record is from RefSeq and is a predicted model, not a curated record. NCBI's taxonomy places the organism in Eukaryota, Metazoa, Chordata, Mammalia, Rodentia, Cricetidae.